GAUAAUAACUGUGAGUCCAUUAUGAUAUUUUCAUGGAUUUUUAAGACGGAAAGAGAAACUAAACGAUUGAUUGGACGAACGGAAAAGACGCCAGCCAGAGAAUAAAAGAGCGCUGGACUGUGUAAAGUUAUUCAGAUGAUUCAUAAGUGUUGGUGUAUGCGUAUUAAACGCUUGAUAGUCGCAGGUGAAGUUUUUGGGGCUCUGAGGAUCCGCCCCCUCCGCCCCCCUCCUCACAAACACCGGAUAAAACCGGGAGCCGCGCCGACACGACUCUGUAUAAGACACCGUGCGCAGGACGACUCGUAUUAACUGAGUUACUUCGGGAGAACUGUAGCUUACUGUUUGUUUGGUUUGUGAGGGAUGGAGGCGCUGCGAGUGCUGUGGAUUCUGGGCUGCGCGUGCACCGCAUCGGCUCUGGGUUCGAGACUCAAGGCACCCGCGUUACCCAUCCAGCCAGAGAGAGAACCCAUGAUAUCGAAAGGCUUGUCCGGUUGCUCCUUCGGUGGCCGUUUUUAUUCGCUGGAAGACACGUGGCAUCCAGACCUCGGAGAGCCGUUCGGUGUGAUGCAUUGCGUUAUGUGUCACUGCGAGCCGCAGAGGAGCCGGCGAGGGAAGGUGUUUGGGAAGGUGAGCUGCAGGAAUAUGAAACAGGACUGUCCCGAUCCGACCUGUGACGAUCCGGUCUUGCUUCCAGGACACUGCUGCAAAACAUGCCCAAAAGGCGACUUGGGGAGAAAGGAGGCGGAGUCUCUGUUUGAGUUCUUCCAGGAGAAAGACGAUGAUUUGCACAAGUCCUACAACGACAGGUCAUACAUCAGCUCUGAGGAGAACAGCAACCGAGACAGCGCCACCGAUUUUGUGUCUCUACUCACCGGCGUGACGGACUCAUGGCUGCCGAGCUCCAGCGGCGUUGCUCGGGCCAGAUUAACUCUCACUCGGACGAGCCUGACCUUCUCCAUCACGCUCCAGAGGAUGAACCGUCCAAGCCUCAUCACGUUCCUGGACUCCGAUGGAAACACGGCGUUUGAGUUCAGAGUCCCGCGGGCCGAUACAGACAUGAUCUGUGGAGUUUGGAAGAACCUGCCGAAGUCUCACCUGCGGCAGCUGGAGGCGGAGCAGCUGCGUGUUUCCAUGAUAACCGCUGACAACAAGGAGGAGGAGAUACAGGGCAAAAUCAUCAAACACCGAGCGCUGUUUGCAGAAACGUUCAGUGCGAUCCUGACGUCUGACGAGGUGCAUUCUGGGAUGGGAGGAAUCGCCAUGUUGACGCUCAGUGACACGGAAAACAAUCUGCAUUUCAUCCUGAUCCUGCAGGGACUCGUUCCUCAUGGGAGCUUCUCUGCAAAGGUGCCGGUCCGAGUGAAACUGCUGUACCGACAGCAUCUGCUGAGAGAAAUACGAGCAAACAUCUCUGCAGACGACUCUGACUUCGCUGAAGUCCUGGCCGAUCUGAACAGUCGCGAACUCUUCUGGUUGUCCCGUGGGCAGCUGCAGAUCUCUGUGGAAACAGAAGGUCAAAACCCCCGUCAGAUCUCCGGAUACAUUUCUGGCAAGAGAUCAUGUGACACUCUUCAAAGUGUGAUGUCCAGUGGUUCUGCUCUGACUCCUGGGAAAACCGGUGGCGUCGGAUCGGCUGUCUUCACUCUCCAUCACAACGGCUCGCUCGACUACCAGGUUCUGCUGGCAGGUUUGAGCAGCACGGUGGUCAGUGUGACGAUCGAGAUGAAGCCGCGGCGGCGCAGUAAACGCAGUGUUCUGUACGACAUCACGGCGGAUUUCUCUGCGGCGGAGGAGCGCGGCGGCGGGCGAGCGAUGGGAAGCUGCAGCCGCUUCGAGGCCAGGCACAUUCACAUGCUGCUGCAGAAUGAACUGUUCAUUAACAUCGCCACGGCUGAGCAGCAGGAGAGCGAACUGCGCGGACAGAUACGAAUGCUGCCGUACAAUGGCCUGGACGCACGCCGAAACGAGCUUCCGGUUCCUCUGGCGGGUCAGUUUGUGUCUCCUCCGGUCCGUACGGCUGCGGCGGGUCACGCUUGGGUCUCAGUGGACGAACAGUGUCAUCUGCAUUACGAGAUCGUAGUCAACGGCCUCAGCAGGAGCGAAGACGCCUCCGUCAACGCUCACCUGCACGGAUUGGCUGAGAUCGGCGAGAUGGACGACUCAUCCACCAAUCACAAGAGACUUCUGACUGGCUUCUACGGUCAACAGGCUCAGGGUGUGUUGAAAGAUAUUAGUGUGGAGUUAUUGAGGCAUUUGGACGAAGGCACAGCUUAUAUUCAGGUCAGCACCAAAAUGAAUCCAAGAGGAGAAAUACGAGGACGGAUUCACGUUCCCAACAGCUGUGAGUUUGGAUCCCGCGGUGAAGUGGUCGAGGAGGCAGAGUUUGACGAUCUCGUAUUUGUCCGUGACCCGGCCGAGCUGAGAAAAGACCCACACACAUGCUUCUUUGAGGGAGAACAUCAUGCACAUGGGUCACAGUGGACACCGCAAUACAACACCUGCUUUACCUGCACCUGCCAGAAGAAGACAGUGAUCUGCGAUCCUGUGAUCUGUCCUGCGCUCUCAUGUCCUCACACCAUCCAGCCUGAAGACCAGUGCUGUCCCAUCUGUGACGAAAAGAAAGAGUCCAAAGAGACGACUGCAGUAGAAAAAAUUGAGGAAGAUCCUGAAGGCUGUUAUUUUGAAGGUGAUCAGAAAAUGCACGCACCUGGCACAACAUGGCAUCCGUUUGUCCCUCCAUUCGGUUACAUUAAGUGUGCAGUAUGUACCUGCAAGGGCUCCACAGGUGAAGUGCACUGCGAGAAAGUGACGUGCCCGCCUCUCACCUGCAGCCGACCAAUCAGACGCAACCCUUCAGACUGCUGUAAGGAGUGUCCUACCGAAGACACGCCCCCUCUAGAGGAUGAUGAAAUGAUGCAGGCGGAUGGAACGCGCCACUGCAAGUUUGGCAAAAACUACUACCAGAAUAGUGAACACUGGCACCCGAGAGUCCCGCUGGUGGGAGAAAUGAAGUGCAUUACCUGCUGGUGUGAUCAUGGCGUCACAAAGUGCCAGAGAAAACAGUGUCCAUUGUUGAGUUGCAGUAACCCCAUUCGCAGAGAAGGAAAAUGCUGUCCUGAAUGCAUGGAGGACAUAAUGGAAAAAGAAGAAAUGGUAAAAAAGGUGGAGAAAAAGAAAAAUUGGAGACACUGACACCUUCUUCCUCAACGUUCAUCAUCCUCCUGCCUUGAGAUCAGGUCGUCUCAAAUGCACAACGGGACGCCUGCGGAUUGCAAAAACAAUCGAUGCAUGAAACAGAGGAGAGGUCCAGAAUACAAAGAGAUCGAGGACAGUUUGGGAGAAAGACGCUCUGAAGAUGAAAGCUAUCAAGACAAAAACAGAUAAUGCAUAAAAGGAGAACGAAUUUCAGCUGCUGCAGUUGUUUGAAUUUCCCAUUGACUGACUUUCUCAUGGGAUUGUUUGUUUUAUUUUUGUUUGCAUAUUUGACUUGGUGCAAAAUAUCCAAGACGCACACAUCAUCACACCUGUAAAUAAAUGCGAGUACAAUCACGUUGUACCACAGUAAAAAAAAAAAAAAGACACACAACGCUUCAAAACAAAUUGCACAUGCCAUCAUUACAAUCCUUCAUAAUGACACUCGAAUCCCAGCCAAUCAGCAGGACUGUUGUGAUGCAUCUGAUUGGAAAUUUGCCCUGUGGGUGGGGCUUGGAUGUGGAGGCGGGGUUUCAAAUACUCAUCAACAUAAACCCGCUCAUUUUUGUUGCACCUGAUGUUGCUGGUAUAUAAUAUUUUAUGGCUAUUUUCUUUUAGUAUUUUGAUGGAUAUUAUGAAUAUUGUUUGUAUUUGCAUAUUUAUUA
Molecule: messenger RNA, 3857 nt
Organism: Onychostoma macrolepis
Lineage: Eukaryota; Metazoa; Chordata; Actinopteri; Cypriniformes; Cyprinidae
Gene: chrd
Product: chordin
Exons: 21
Coding region: 361-3192 (943 amino acids)
Biological process (GO): multicellular organism development
Molecular function (GO): protein binding
Source: RefSeq, a predicted model, not a curated record